CUCUCAAUUCUCAUUCUAUAAAAUCAAAUAUUCAUCAACUAGUCUAGUUAUCCAUUUUCAUUGGCAUAUGGCAAAUUUCUCAAAUUUUUCUGGCGCAGUAAGAAGGUUGGAAGGCAAAGUGGCCCUUAUCACAGGAGGCGCUGCUGGAAUCGGUGAAUACGCUGCUAAAGUUUUCUCUAAACAUGGUGCCAAAGUUGUAAUUGCUGAUAUCCAAGAUGACUUCGGCCAAUCUGUCUGCAAAGAAAUAGGCACAUCAUUAGCCUCAUACGUUCAUUGCGAUGUCACGAAUGAAAGCCACGUACAAAAUGUAGUAGACUCGACGAUGUCCCAAUACGGAAAGCUCGACAUCAUGUUUAAUAAUGCAGGCAUUGCAGGCAUGUCCAAGCCAAACAUCCUUGACAUCACUGAAUCCGAGUUCAAAGAAAUCUUGGGGGUGAACCUUAUUGGCCCCUUUUUGUGUACUAAGCAUGCAGCUCGAGUAAUGAUCCCGGCCAAACGGGGUACCAUUAUCAAUCAUGCGAGUAUUUCCUCUACCAUAGGAGGUGCGGCAUCUCAUGCCUAUGUUAGCUCGAAACAUGGUGUGCUAGGUCUUACAAAGAACACAGCUGUGGAGCUCGGAAAUCAUGGGAUUAGGGUGAAUUGUUUGUCACCAUACGUGGUUUCGACUCCAAUGACUAGGAGCUUCUUUAAGCUAGAUGAUGAAGGAAUAGCUAAAGUAUACUCAAAUCUCAAAGGGGCUAAGUGUACAUUAGAGGAUGUGGCCGAAGCAGCUUUAUUUCUUGCUAGUGAUGAUUCGAAGUUUAUUAGUGGCCAUAAUCUUGUUGUGGAUGGAGGAUUUACUAUUAUGAAUCGAGGAUUUUGUAUGUUUGAAUAACUCAUGCAAUAAUUGUCAUAGUAUGUUGUUAUAACAUUGGAAUUUUAUUUAUUUGUCUUAAAUAGGUAAAUUAGAAGUAGCUAUAUUACUUUUUAGAUCCAAAGUAGCUAUAUUACUUGAAUGUAAUUUGUACGUUAAAAUUUCGUUGUUAUUAAGAAAAGUUGAGUACUUUCAUCUUGCAAAAGAAAACUACGGCCAGAUUAUUUCUAUUGGCUUCAUCAGUAUC
Chenopodium quinoa (quinoa) is the source of this 1100-nucleotide messenger RNA. Its product is annotated as secoisolariciresinol dehydrogenase-like. Bases 68 to 874 code for a protein of 268 amino acids. NCBI's taxonomy places the organism in Eukaryota, Viridiplantae, Streptophyta, Magnoliopsida, Caryophyllales, Amaranthaceae. Gene Ontology annotation, molecular function: oxidoreductase activity, acting on the CH-OH group of donors, NAD or NADP as acceptor. The transcript is spliced from 3 exons. The record is from RefSeq and is a predicted model, not a curated record.